CCACCCCUGCCCUCCAGCCCCAGUGCCCCCAUUGAGACUGAACCAGAGCCAGAGCAGGGGGCUUUCAUACCUCAGGGACGGGGCCACCCCCUCCCUGUAGACCUGCACACCUGGCUGGGACUUUCCGCACACCCCUGCUCCCCUCACCCAGCUUCCUGUUUACCCAGAGCUGGGGUGGGGCAGCUGGAUGCCUGGGUUCUCUGAACUGGGGAAGAAGUUGGCGUAGGGAGACAGGCUCUCAGGGUGGAACCAAAGGGGUCUUUAGACAUCUUCUGACUCAGCAGAGAGGGAAACUGAGGCCCAGGGAGGGAAGGUAGCUUGCAGGAAGCCAGUCAGCAGAGCUGAAAUGAGAACACAGAUCUCCAGGUUUCCAGUGUGGUUUGCAUUCUUCUAUACCCUCAAGGUAGGUGCUGGAGGAAGAGCUGAUCCCGUCUCUGAGGUCAAGGGCUGGACUAGGACAAGGACUGGAUCUUGAGGGAUGGAUGUCUGGGUUCCCUGAGAAGAACUGAUUCCCAUACUGGGCUGACCUCCUCCCAUUCCCUUGCUCAUCUCCAGCCCCCUGUGCUGAGUGAGAAGGGGAGAGGUAAGCCUUAGCCUCACCACUGACUACUGACUCACUGAGGAGGGAUGGAAAUGGAGCUUUACCUCCCUUGCUACAAAAAGUAAAGACAGAUGGACGAGGCGUACUCCCAUCCUCAGAGAGCUUCGAAGUCUACAAUGAGCCCUAUCCAUUAGCGCUCCCCAGUCUUCGUCCUCCUCAAGGAGUGGAUGUGCAAUCCUCCAGCACCCAUCUCCUUCUCCAUCACAGUGCCACUAAGAAGCCUUCACCCAGGUCUCUCCAGAGAGCCUCAGGCCGCUGCCUUUACUUAGUUCUGUGUUCAAUGCCAGAAUGCUGCCUCCUACAGGAAGUCCACCUGUAUUGCCCACACCUCCUUUCCUGUCACCAACUUGUCACCAACUUUCUGUCCUUGAUCUAUCCACAGGGCUCAUGUAGAUCUAGUAUGGCUGCCUUUAACUCUCGUGUUUGUUAAUCAGACAGCCAAGCAGCCUGCUGCAUAGAGCUGCAGAACACCAAGUGGGUCACCAGAACACCAAAUAUGCCAGAACUCCCAGUCUGAACUGGAGUGGGGUACGUGUGUCCACAGACGUACGCCAAGAUUAAGAGGUCUCAACAGAUGCAGUGUAAGAGGUAACAGAGAAGAGUUAACCAAGGAAGACGCCUGAAGGAGGUGGGUGUUCGCUGACUAGUGGCAGGAUCAGUGAAAUGACUGGAGGUGAGGCAGAUUACAGCCCUAGCUACAGGCCCAGAAGUUUGAAAAGAAAGAUGUUGUAACCCUAACCCUCGAGCCAAACUUCCUCUCCUAACAAUGCUGGGGAGGAACCCAGGCUGGGGGAGAAGUUAAAGCCAGACUGAGGAGGGGCAGGAAUGUCUGAGGUGGCAACACUUCUCUUCAGCCAGACAGCGCUGGCCAGUUUGGAGUCUGUCCAUCCUGCAGGCCACAAGCUCUGGAUGAGGAACUUGAGGCAAGUCACUAGCCCCUGAUCAUUUCACCUAAAAGAGCAAGGACUAGAGUUCCUGACCUCCAGGCCAGUCCCUGAUUCCUGACCUAAUGUCACCGAGCAAUGAUGGUAAAAUGAAUAUAUACAUCUACGGGGGCCUGGGGCUGGGCGGGCUCCUGCUUCUGGCAGUGGUCCCUCUGUCCGCCUGCCUGUGUUGGCUGCAUCGAAGAGUAAAGAGACUGGAGAGGAGCUGGCACCUUCUGUCCUGGUCCCAGGCCCAGGGCUCCUCAGAGCAGGAACUCCACUAUGCAUCUCUGCAGAGGCUGCCAGUGCCCAGCAGUGAGGGACCUGACCGCAGGCACAGAGACAAGAGAGGCACCAAGGAGGAUCCCAGAGCUGACUAUGCCUGCAUUGCUGAGAACAAACCCACCUGAGCACCCCAGACACCUUCCUCAACCCAGGCGGGUGGACAGGGUCCCCCUGUGGUCCAGGCAGUAAAAACCAUGGUCCCCCCACUUCUGUGUCUCAGUCCUCUCAGUCCAUCUCGAGCCUCCAUUCAAAAUGAUCAUCAUCAAAACUUAUGUGGCUUUUUGACCUUUGAAUAGGGAUUUUUUUUUAAUUUUUAAAAAUUAAAAUUAAAAAAAAAAAAACACGUGGCUCACCCUUCCACCCA
Pongo pygmaeus (Bornean orangutan) is the source of this 2173-nucleotide messenger RNA. RefSeq names its product leukocyte specific transcript 1 (gene LST1). Gene Ontology annotation, biological process: dendrite development; immune response; cell morphogenesis. Bases 1611 to 1934 code for a protein of 107 amino acids. The record is from RefSeq and is a predicted model, not a curated record. Lineage: Eukaryota; Metazoa; Chordata; Mammalia; Primates; Hominidae. Gene Ontology annotation, cellular component: membrane. The transcript has 6 exons.